AUACUUCCGAGCCCGCUAUAAAGAAGUGCAAGGGCGACCGGAGCGACUGUUAUUUAGUUGGGGGAACACGGAUGAUGACAUAGCGCUGCUGAAAAGCAACCUGUUUCUAAAGUUUACUCACAGUUUUGUCGCCAUGACCUGCAUACACGCCCAGCAUGGAUCUCAGGCGUAUGAUAAUAACCUGGUCAGCUUGGAGCCUCAAAGUCCAGACUUGAUCUCCAGGCUGGACCACCUUGCCGGUCCGCCCCUGCCAAGCAUCAGCUCCAUGGCUGGCACUCAAGCAUGCGACUUUGAUGCCUACUCGUGCCAGUUCACAGCCACGCCGGCCCACCUCCAUCUAGGCCAAGAGGGCCCAUUCAAGCUGGAUGACUUCCAGGUGUAUGGCUGCUAUCCUGGUGCGUUUAUGUUCCCUUACCCUGAGGAGGUCCCCUCCCCCUGUGGGUCUGAUUAUUUCGGCAGCUCAGCAUCAGUUUCGACUCCUUCAACCCCCGGUUUCCAAAGCCAGCAUGCGCCCACUUGGAACUCGUCAUGUGGGGCGUAUUCACCCAGUUCAGGAUACUGGACAGCUGAGGACAUCUCAGUACCAUCUAUGCAGUCUUUCCUUACAUUUGGUUCAGGGACAGUGGCGGACAUGCCACAACCCCACCUGCGAGAGCGCGAUGCUUUUAUUGACACGUCCUCACUCACCUUCCCAAACCUGACCAUAGAGCAAACAUGUGGCCAGGAUGCCGCCGACCACCUAGACGAGCGUUUGUCACUCAAAUUAAAAAGCCCACGAGUGAACGAUGGCUGCUGCGCCGUCUGCGGGGACAAUGCCUCUUGCCAGCACUAUGGGGUGCGCACCUGUGAAGGAUGCAAAGGCUUCUUCAAGCGGACAGUACAGAAGAAUUCAAAGUAUGUUUGCCUGGCCAACAAGGAUUGUCCUGUGGACAAGAGGAGAAGGAAUCGCUGUCAAUUCUGUCGCUUCCAGAAGUGUCUUGCUGUAGGAAUGGUGAAGGAAGUUGUGAGGACGGACAGCCUGAAAGGAAGAAGAGGUCGCCUGCCCUCCAAGCCUAAAAUAGUCCAAGAUGUGGUAGUCCCAGUAUCUCCUGUGAGCAUGAUCGCGUCUCUAGUGAGAGCCCACAUCGACUCAAACCCCAACGAUGGACAAAUGGAUUACUCCAAAUAUGAUGAAAUAGACGUCUAUGCAAACCAGAAAGAGGACGCUAAUGACGUCAAACAGGUCUACGAGUUGCUCAUGGCCUCUAUGGAUGUCAUUAGAAAAUGGGCCAAGUGUAUCCCAGGUUUCUCCGAGUUCUGCUCAGAAGAUCAAGAACUACUUUUGGAGACUGCCUUUGUUGAACUCUUCAUCUUGCGUCUUGCAUAUCGGUCAAACCCUGAUACGAACAAACUAGUCUUCUGCAAUGGGACAGUGCUUCACAAGGCCCAGUGCGUCAAAGGUUUUGGGGACUGGAUCGACUCCAUCAUGGAGUUUUCACAAAAUCUUCAUCGUAUGAAGCUUGAUGUCUCGUCCUUCUCCUGUCUCACGGCGCUGGUCAUUAUCACGGAUCGACAUGGUCUCCGAAAUGCAAAGCGGGUGGAAGACUUGCAGAAUCAGCUUAUCACUAGCCUGAAAGACCAUGUGUCUGGCUGCCCCUCUUCACGUCCCAACUAUUUGUCCAGACUGCUUGGAAAACUGCCCGAGCUAAGAACACUGUGCACUCAAGGCCUCCAGCGCAUCUUCUAUCUUAAAUUAGAAGACAUGGUCCCCCCACCUCCAAUUGUGGACAAAAUAUUCAUGGACUCACUACCGUUUUAAGCGCCGUGGUGUGAGACAGCACAUACAUCUGGAGUCAAGGACAAGGUAUGCCACAACAAAAAGGGCUAUUUCUCAAUCCAUUAAUGUGUAUGUUGGAGAAUGAACCAGCUCACGGACCAAAGUAGGGAUUGUUUACAUACAAUGUGCCAUAACUGGGAACAGCUGUGACGGAGGGAAUAUGGAAGUAUUGUUCAAACCCUCACAAACCAACACCACUGUUUUAUUUUUUGGACAAUCAUACAUAAACAUGUCCAUGCAUUAUUGUACUUUUACUUACACAAUGAUGUCAUAAAGCCACUGGCUGAUAUUUUAAUGUUUUUUUACAUCCUGAAUCAUCAGUAUUGGUGAUGGCCAAGUAGUCACCACCCCAAUGAUAUCAGUACCAUUCAUGUAUCAUGAAUAAACUUGGAGCAGCUAA
Molecule: messenger RNA, 2216 nt
Organism: Nerophis ophidion (straightnose pipefish)
Lineage: Eukaryota; Metazoa; Chordata; Actinopteri; Syngnathiformes; Syngnathidae
Gene: nr4a1
Product: nuclear receptor subfamily 4, group A, member 1
Exons: 7
Coding region: 134-1798 (554 amino acids)
Biological process (GO): cellular response to corticotropin-releasing hormone stimulus; regulation of transcription by RNA polymerase II
Cellular component (GO): transcription regulator complex; nucleus
Molecular function (GO): RNA polymerase II cis-regulatory region sequence-specific DNA binding; nuclear receptor activity; zinc ion binding
Source: RefSeq, a predicted model, not a curated record